ACCCGUGCGCACCGAGGGUAUAAAUACUGAAGGUGCGCCACUCUCUGCUCAGUCUUCACGCGCAGUCCUGUUACGCACGGAUCCGGCUUUUAGAAGAGGAGAUACUCGCGUUAAAGCAGAGAGCAGUAGGAAAGUCAGACAGUUUCUUUCGCUUUACUUUAAAACCUUGUGCAUAAAAAAAGACCAUGUCAGUAUUGAGCGCAGUGCCGUUCAUGAGGCCGCUCCAUAUGCGCUCUCCAGCGUCGCAGGGCCGCCGCCACACGCUGCCGGCCAGCGAGUUUCGCUCCCUCAGCCCGGAGGAUGCCAUCAGUGUGUUCGAGAUUGAGAGAGAAGCCUUCAUCUCAGUGUCCGGUGAGUGUCCUCUCCACCUGGACGAGGUGCGUCACUUCCUGACCUUAUGCCCUGAGCUGUCUCUUGGCUGGUUCGAGGAGGGACGUCUGGUGGCUUUCAUCAUCGGCUCACUGUGGGACCAGGAGAGGCUUACCACGGAUGCCCUUACUCUCCAUAAGCCUCAUGGGAGCACCGUCCACAUCCACGUCCUAGCUGUCCACCGGACCUUCCGCCAACAGGGCAAAGGCUCCAUCCUGAUGUGGCGCUACCUGCAGUACCUCCGCUGUCUGCCCUACGUCCGCCGCGCCGUGCUCAUGUGUGAAGACUUCCUGGUACCCUUCUACCGGAAGUCAGGUUUCAAGGUGCGGGGCCCCAGUGAGAUCACGGUGGGCCCCCUCGCCUUCAUCGAGAUGUUGUACCCAGUCAGGGGCCACGCCUUCAUGCGUCGUAACAGUGGUUGUUGAGGACAGAGGGGUUUAAUGAGGAUUUCCCCUGGCUAUCAGUAGUGGUGGGACUCCCCUCUUGGAAAAAGAAUUCGGGGACGUCUGAGCAGCUAUGUCGUACGCGAGUGAGACUGGUUCAGCAGGCGGCGAGGUGUGUGUUCUGACUGUGAGACAGAAAGACAGACGAGAACAAAGAGCUGCCAUCCAGCUGCCAACAACAGCUGUUUGUAAAAGUGGUUGAAAACUACAAAUAUAUUGAUCUGUAGUUUAAUGAGAGAUCCUAAAGAAUGUAAGCAGUUAUUCCAAUUUUACUUUUGUAUAAAACCAUUUUAUUUUGUAUAAAACAUUUUUAUUUUGAAAAAUGAACUAUUGUAUUCAAUAGAACCCAGCUGCCUUGUUUCUUUCUUUGCCCUCUUUUUUAUAUUUAUUAUUUAACCAAUCUAACAUCGUUUCUGGCUAUGAAGCCAAAAAGGACAUUUCUUCAGUCAAUAAAAGUAGUAUCUGCCCAUUAUUAAUGCAUUCAUCCUGUAUAGUUUUGUAUAAACAGCCUGCCUUUCACAGCAGCAUUAGAAGAUUACGAUUUUUGUUUCACUUUGUAACUAAUGAUGAUGAGGGUACGACUAUAAAUAAUAUGCCAAAGUAAUCGCUAAUCCUAAAAUAAAUAUGGAAUGAAAAUACAAAGGGAUAUCAGCAAUCAAUCCUAUAAUAAGUCAUUAACUUGAACAUGCUUAUCUGUUUUAUAUUAAGAUUUGAGUGGCCCUGUCUGUCUCCAUCAGGGACUGUUGUAUGUACUUUACACAUGAAAUCAUCAAUAAGUAUAUUUAGUAUAUAAAUAUUUUCCUAAAUAUAUGUGCUUUCAAAAAUUAUCCUUGAUAGUAUCCUCUAACCUUUCCCCUUGUAGACAAUCACCACCUCUGCCUACCAAAGCCAUGAAUCAAGAUAAUCUUUUGUUUUGUUUUUUACAAUGUUUUGUUUUUCAAAUAAUAAAGGUUAUAUUUUCUAGCA
Messenger RNA from Perca fluviatilis (European perch), 1778 nucleotides. RefSeq names its product arylalkylamine N-acetyltransferase 1 (gene aanat1). Lineage: Eukaryota; Metazoa; Chordata; Actinopteri; Perciformes; Percidae. The transcript is spliced from 3 exons. The coding region runs from base 186 to 794 and encodes 202 amino acids. The record is from RefSeq and is a predicted model, not a curated record. Gene Ontology annotation, biological process: response to light stimulus; circadian rhythm. Gene Ontology annotation, cellular component: cytoplasm. Gene Ontology annotation, molecular function: aralkylamine N-acetyltransferase activity.